This is a messenger RNA of Lethenteron reissneri (Far Eastern brook lamprey), 6090 nucleotides long. RefSeq names its product IgGFc-binding protein-like. NCBI's taxonomy places the organism in Eukaryota, Metazoa, Chordata, Hyperoartia, Petromyzontiformes, Petromyzontidae. Gene Ontology annotation, cellular component: extracellular matrix. Gene Ontology annotation, molecular function: protein binding. The record is from RefSeq and is a predicted model, not a curated record.
AUGACGCAAGUAGCCACAGCGACGUGGGCGUCUUGUGUCACGCUCACGUACACCACCGCCCUUCUCGUCGGAGUCGCCGCCACGGCUCACGGCCGCGGCUACUACGGCGGGACCUUGCACUGGGAGGCAGACGAUUCGACGCCGCCUCUCGAGGGCUUCGUGAGAAUUCGCAUCGUGUCCUCCCUGGCGCUGCACUCGACGGCAAACUGUUCGCUGAACAAGACCUGGAGCUGCCCGGCAGGGAGUGCUGAGCCGCAGGUGCAGGGAAGAUACCGAUGUGCCGGGGCCAGCGAGGGCGAUGGCUGGAAAAUGUUGACGAGCAGCUUCACGAUGUUAACCAAGGGUGGCACGGCUGAACACCGGUCUUGCUGUUGGUGCAAUGCGUCGCUCGUAAGCGCGACGGAGACGAAGCCUCCCCUCGACAGCUAUGGCUACUUGCUGGCGUCCAGCAUCGACCCGAGGACCAGGAGCGACACGAACCAGUCCAACAACUCCCCCAAAGUCGCAUUCCCCCCUCUACUCCGCGUGAACGGCGCCUGCGAGUCCGAGCAGCGCGUCGUGGCGUCUGACGCCGACGGGGACCGCGUGAGGUGCCGCUACGCACGCGGCCCCGAGUGCGAGGACGGCGGCUGCGGCACCUUCCCCAAUGCUCAGCUCUUGGAGGAUCUGUGCGUGUUCAGGUUUGGGGGGCCGACGAGGGGUCUCCCUCUCGCCGGGACGUACGGCGUGACGGUCGUGGUCGAGGACACUCCCGCGUCCACCAUUCACCUCGACGAGUCUGCCAAGGGGCCGUACGACGUGCUGUCCUCCGUGCCGCUGCAUUUCACAGUCGUCGUCUCAUACUCGGGGUUCCCCUGCACCUCGAAGCCAGCGUUCGUAGGCUUGACGCCACUGCCGGGGGCCUCCUUGUGCACUCAAGUGGGCCGCACGCUCAACGUGCCCAUCAACGUGGUGACCUUCCAGACGCCGCCGGCGGAUGCUUCCAUUACCCACGUGGUUGUCUAUGGACAAGACAUUCUCACUGGCAGUGUUGCCAGAAACUACAAGGACCCCAGCUUGUUCCAAACGUACCUCAAGUGGAAGAUCGCCUCCAAUGAUGUGGGGAAGCACUUGAUCUGCUUCUUUGCGGUGGACUCUGCCGGCCAGCAGAGUGAUUUGAGAUGCAUCACGGUGGUGGUGUCGGAUUCAUAUUUGCCCUUUCAACGAAUACUGGAAAAACUGUCGCCACUGGCACCUGUCCAGAUGUCCAUCAGCAGCAAUGCCACCUAUGCCGAUACGGUCACUUUCAUCGUGACCUUUAGCGACCCGGUCGUUUCCACCCUCGAUGCCAGGGCCCACGUCCGCUUCUACGAGGUGGAGAGCGGCCGCCUCGCGCACCGCAUCAACGCCUCCGACUGCGCCAGGGUGCGGGUGAACCCCCACGACGAGAGGGAGCUCUCCGUCAGCACGCCCCCGUUCACGUUCCGGGGCGCGACGCGCUACUGCAUGAAGCUGGAUGGGGCCGUGGUGCAGGGGGCCGUGGUGCAGGGGGCCACUCGCGUCGACUCUGAGCCCCACGAGGAGUGCACGUGGAUUUUCUUCUUUCAGCGCAUCGUGUUCGCUUCGGGUUGCGGUGGCGGCGAUCCGCACUACAAGUCCUUUGAUGGUCUCCGCUUCGACUACAUGGGGACCAAGCCGUUCCUGCUGGCAGGAACGUGCAACAAGACGGCCGACGAAUGGGCUGUUUAUGCCAAGAACGAGCGCUGGGGAACACAAACCGUGAGCUGGACGAAGAAGGCGUGGAUCUUUGUGCACGGAUUUCAAGUCGUGCUCGACAGUUCUGGAGCAUGGGUGAACGAUGUUGCUGUGAAUAUGCCAUACAGGGACCCGUUGUACCAAUUCCACAUCUUCAAAUCGCAAAACGAUCACGUGCUGAGGACAAACCUGGAGUUUUCGGUGAAAUUCGGCGAUUCCCGUGUUGUCGUCGAGUUGGAAAACCCGGUCCGCUACGGGAGUAUGACGUGCGGUUUGCUGGGUAACUACGACGGCAGCGUGGCCGAUGAUUGGACCGCCCCGGACUUUAGUGCCACAACCGGAGCUCUGUUUGGAAAUUACUGGAUCGUGGACUUUUUGGGGGAGAGCGGGCUUCCAGACGACGGGUCGUCGAGCCGUUUUGGCCAGCAAAGAGCCGGCACCUUGUUCGGUUCUGCCGACGCGUGCAAAGAGCUUGACGCCGGAGAGUCGGGUCCCCUGGCUGAGUGCAGCGCGACGGUGGCCAUGGGACCCUACCACGCGGCGUGCGUCUACGACCUCUCUGUGGAGCACCUCAUGGACAUGCACGCGGGCCUCUGCCGGGCCCUGCAGGCCUACGUGGACGAUUGCUACGCGGCCGGAGGACGCGUCAACGCCACUUGGCGGAACGUCACUGGCUGCAUGCACAGCUGCCCCCCGACAUCGGUGUACUCCACGGUGGCCUCCGCCUGCCCCGCGUCCUGCGGCGAUCACAACGCCGAGCUCGGUUGUGGCGACCCUCCCCGGGAAGGCUGCGUGUGUCCAGCUGGGCACAUCUGGGACAAGGAUUCCUGCGUGCUGCCUUCUGAGUGUGGAUGCACAAGCAGUGGGAAAUACUUUCCGGUGGGCGACUCGUACAUGGACGGGAACUGCAGCGUGCGGUGCACGUGCAUGAGUCUGGACGUCGCCUCGUGCCAGCCGUACGUGCACAACGCCACCACGUCCUACUGUGGCGUGGACGCGGACGGCGUCCAUGGCAGCCAUCCCAGAUGGGCCACGUGUUACGUGGGAGGCUCGAAUCGUUUCAAAACGUUUGACGGCUAUCCGUACACCUACCAAGGGACCCAGCACCUCGUCCUGGCGAAGCCAUGUGGUUCUCAAUCUGGGGAGGCGUGGAGUGUGCUCGUGAAGAGCAAGCCCUUGCUUCCCUUGUGGACGGGCUCCGAGCUGCUGGAAGUCCACGUGUCGGUCUACGGAUUAACGUUGAAGUUGUUUCGUUCUGGUAAUUUAUUGGUUGAUGGCAUGCCCACGGGCGUUCCGUUCAUGUACCCGAGCAGAGAUUCCCACCUCUUGGUCGUAGCGAAUUCGGGCAGCUUCUUAAUCCUCGACACUGCCGCCGUGCUUGGCUUGCAAGUUCACCUCGACUUAGGGGCGGGGUACGCGUACGUCAGAGUGCGCACCUCCUACUGGGGGCGAGUGUGCGGCCUGUGCGGGAACAUGAACGGCGACGCUGCCGACGACUUGAGGCUGCCCACCGGAGCCAUCGCCCGCGACGCUGCGGUCUUCGGCGACGCAUGGGCGGCGGCGGCGGUCGAUUGGAACGCUGGCUUUAAACAAGGAGCGCCGAGUGCAGCGGUGGUCGUGGACGCGCGUCUCCUGAACAACAGCUGCGCGAGGCUGCUGGGCGAUGCCGUGCUGAGACGGUGCCACGGCGUCGUGGACGUCGUCCCCCACUACGACAACUGCGUCGCCGACCUGCCACUCGAGCCCGCCGUGCCGGCAGCCUGUCGGGCGCUGGCGGCCUACGCUGCUGUCUGCGCUCUCGCCGGCGUGCCGCUGUGGGACUGGAGGGCGAGCACUCGCUGCCUGGCCCCGGCGUGCCCGCAGAACAGCCACCACGAGACGUGCGCCGUCUCGUGCCCUCCCACGUGCACCGACCUGCAGGCCGAGAAGGACUGCGUCGUGAAGGCGCCCUGCCUGGAAGGCUGCACGUGUGACUUCGGCUUCGUCUGGAGCGGCGGUCGCUGCGUGCUGCCCGAUCAGUGCGGGUGCAUCGACGGCGCCCGCUACUACGAGGUUGGAUCCACAUUUCGCAACGCCAACUGCACAAGUUUGUGCAAAUGCACACCAAGCCGCAGGGUCGUGUGUAGCCCGUUCCCUUGCGAGGGCUUCUGCGUCCUUAAAGAUGAGAAUCGUUACUGCGUCCCGAAGAAAAAACAGUGCCACACCGUGGGUGACUCCCACUACCGCACCUUUGACGGGAUGACAUUUGACGUCCACCACGCGUGCAACUACACACUGCUCACUCUGCUGUCCAAGCCGGGCUGCAGCGUCGUGGCCAGGCUUGAGCAGAAGCCGCUUUCCGCUACGGCCUCCACCGUGGCCUUGUACAUCACGGAAGGAGCGGACACCAUCACCCUGGCGAGGGGCACUGCCGUCUACGUUGACGGCAUUCGAAGGAACCUCCCUGUGGCCACUGCCUCGUUUGUCGUCCUGGAGAGCGCUGGGCACGUGGUCUUGUUCAGCAUCGCGGAGCCGUACCUGGUGAGGUAUGACGGCAGGGGCACGGCCAUGAUCGAGGUGCUCUCUCUGACCAACCGCACCGGUGGAUUGUGCGGCAACAACAAUGGCAGGGAGGACGAUUUCGGCGACGUGGUGGCGUUUGCCAACAGCUGGGCCGCUCCUCCAAAUAAUUCCAACUGUGAUCUGAGGAACUCUGCGGCGUUGGGCACGACGCCCCAGUGGGCGGCUCCAGCCGCGAGCAGCGGGGCCUGCUGGGUGCUGACCAACCCGACGGGGCCGUUCGCCGCCUGCCACGCGGUGCGCUCCCCCGCCUGGUGGUUCCAGAGCUGCGUGGCGGACGCGGCCCUGCCGGGCGGCCACGAGCCCACGGCGGCGUGCGCCCUGCUGCACGACUACCAUGCGCUGUGUCGCGAGGUCUCCGUCUACGUCGGCGAGUGGCGGGCAGCCGCUCGUUGCGAGCUCGCGUGCCCGCCCCACAGCCAGUACACGCUGUGUGCCCAGAUGUGUCCCCCCUCGUGCGCCACGGCUGACGAGGAGGUGGUCUGCGACUGGCCCUGCGUCGAGGGCUGCCAGUGCCACGUGGGCUACUUCAAGCACGACGGCGAAUGUGUCGCGCAGGAGGACUGUGGCUGUGUCGAGGAGAGCAGCGGCGGGGGCUUCUUUUACCACCCGAUCAACGCUGAGUUUUACAACUCCAACUGCUCUCUGCUCUACACGUGCCAGCGCAACCGGACUCUGACCAGCGCACCCACCGUCUGCCCCGCGUCGCAGUGCAGAUUCUCCGAUGGGGCUUACCGCUGCGAGCAGGAUGGCCGCAUGGAGGUGGAGUGCCGCGAUGAGCGAAUGGUCGCCAGGAUCCCGAAGGACGUCCUCCUGGGACACGGCGCCGCCUCGCUCAGGCUGCGCACGCAGGCGGCGGGCUGCGCGCUGCGGGACGAUGGGAAGUUCGUCACGUUCAACGUCUCGCUCGCCGGUUGCGGGACCGACUUUGAGGAAAAGGAAAGUGACUUUGUGUUCACACAAACUGUAACCCUUGCGACUGCCGAUAGCAGCAUGGUCGUGACGUACGACUACAUCAACAUCCUCGUCAAUGCAAUAUGCAAAAUUCCGAGGUUCAAGUUGCUGAGUCAAGGUGUCUUCAAGGCGAAUUGGUCUAAAAUGUCCUUGGAACAGAUCGCUUAUGCACGCCUGGAUCUGAAGAUGGAUUUCUACAUGGAUGCACAGUUUACGGAGGCUCUCUCUCCCAGCCAGUACCCACUGAGCGUGUCGCUGGGCCAAUACUUGUACCUUCAGGUGUCGAUCAAAAGCAGCCUUGACCUCGCGCUUUUCACCAUAGACUGCUACGCUACGCCCACCAGCAACUCCCAGGACUUGGUAAAGCACUACCUCAUCUCUGAUGGGUGCCUCGCCACGAACGUCCACAACCACACGGCCAGCCGGACGAUGCAGCGCUUCAGUUUCAAAGCUUUCUCCUUCACAAUGGCAAACGCACACCACUUCUACGUCCACUGCUACAUGUUGGUGUGCAAGACAACGGAGCUGGACUCGAGGUGCUGGAGGGGCUGCGUGACGCAGCAGCAGCAGCAGCGACGGAGGAGCAGCAGCAGCAUCUCGUCUGUGUCCACGCCGGUCUACCUGCUCACCCGUGGUCCCCUCGUGAGGUGGAGUGACGAGAUUCCUGCGCUGGAAGGGAUGGUGCACUUCAGCACGCCCGUUAUGAUGGUUGUGGCUGCUUGUGCCACCGCUCUGCUCGUGCUUGCCGUUGCCUCUGGUGCUGUUUCUGUCAUGGACGCGGGUCAAUUCAAAGGAACCCAGUGUGCGCAGACUAAUAAACCUCAACCGAAGGUCGUGGGCUGA